This is a messenger RNA of Haemonchus placei, 777 nucleotides long. NCBI's taxonomy places the organism in Eukaryota, Metazoa, Nematoda, Chromadorea, Rhabditida, Trichostrongylidae. The record is from the annotation of a GenBank genome assembly.
AUGGCGAACAUGACAGAAAGGAUGUCGGGGGCGGAGUACCUAGCCUCCAUCUAUGGUACAGAAAAAGAUAAGGUUAAUUGCUCAUUCUUCUUCAAGAUAGGAGCCUGUAGACACGGUGACAAAUGUUCGCGGACACAUAUCAUUCCAACAUUUUCACAAACAGUUCUUUUGAAGAAUUUAUACCACAAUCCAGUCAUUGAUAUGCGCCAGGCUGACGCCUGUACGAAGGUCGGCAUGAUGAAUAAAGAUGAGCAGCAAUAUUUUGAUGAGUUUUUCGAAGAAAUUUUCACAGAAGUGAACGACAAAUACGGCGAAAUUGAGGAAAUGGAAGUUUGUGAUAAUAUUGGAGAACACAUGAUCGGUAAUGUUUACGUAAAAUUCGCUAGAGAAGAGGAUGCAGAAAAAUGUGUAAAAGCUUUGGAUAAUAGAUGGUUUAAUGGGCAAGCAAUCUACGCUGAGUUAUCACCUGUGACUGAUUUUCGAGAAGCUUGUUGCCGUCAGUAUGAACUCGGCGGUUGUAACAAGGGUGCGUUCUGUAAUUUCAUGCACUUGAAACCCAUUUCCAGCGAUCUCCGCCGAAAACUUUACAAAGGGCGCAAAAGGAGUCCACCAAGAUACCACGGCGGAAGAGAUAGGGAUCGCGAGAUGCGUGGAGGUCGUGGAGGACGUGACUUCGGAGGAGGCCGAGAUUUCGGAGGUGGUCGCGACUUUGGAGGUGGCGGCUUUGGUGGUGGAGGUGGAAGAAGAAGAAGUCGCAGUCCUCGUAGGCGCUUCUAA